Molecule: messenger RNA, 3048 nt
Organism: Puntigrus tetrazona (Sumatra barb)
Lineage: Eukaryota; Metazoa; Chordata; Actinopteri; Cypriniformes; Cyprinidae
Gene: gabrb1
Product: gamma-aminobutyric acid type A receptor subunit beta1
Exons: 9
Coding region: 688-2142 (484 amino acids)
Biological process (GO): signal transduction; regulation of membrane potential; nervous system process
Cellular component (GO): membrane; GABA-A receptor complex; neuron projection
Molecular function (GO): neurotransmitter receptor activity; GABA-A receptor activity; extracellular ligand-gated monoatomic ion channel activity
Source: RefSeq, a predicted model, not a curated record
AGAAAACGGAUGAAAAAUGAUCAAAAUACAGCUGUGGCGAGCUACACUUCAAACGCGCAGUCGGCUGUUCUUUCCUCACAUCAGUGGUCACGCGCCCAGUCCGUCUCUGCACAUUAAUUAUUCUCCACACAUUAAUGCGUUUUUCCGCGGUGCCCGCUGUUUUAAUGCGUUUUCCGAGUUUCUUACAAAUAAUUCAAUCUGUCUCGGGCGCGUGAUGCACCGCAAAUUGAAAGAUGGCGCGAAAGAGCUCUUGAGUCAGGUGCACACACCUCCUCCGGCAAAAACUACGCACUCAGCUCUGUCUGCCUCAGACCGAACCGUUUUAGGCGCAGGGAAGGGAUAGGCGCAUAAUCUCAACGCGACGGCACGUCCAGCUCCUCGGCAUUAACAAGGAAGACGCGCGAAGGACUGCCAUCCAUGAGCUGUCGUGUCCAGUGACCCGCUGGCGAUGGGAUCUGACCGGCAUACUGAUCCGCUCCGCCAGCAGCGUCAGCAGCACCGGAGAGCGCGACAGACGCAAGAACGCCUCGCGCGCCGCUUCGGUUUUCGUUAGAGUUGCUCUUUUUUUUUUUUUUUUUGCAUUUGUAGUAUUUUGAUGUUGGUCUCGUCGUCGCGCAUGCGUUGCGGUGUAGUUGAAUUUUCUGGAGCGCUUCUUCAGACUAAGUUUGGGCUGCUGCUUCUCGGUCGAUGAUGAGAGGGAUGCUGAUCGCUCGGGAUCACUGGCGCGCGGGGAUCCUGUGUCUCCUUGUGCUCGUGGCUUUGACGGUGGGUCGUAGUCCGCCAGCGCACAGCGUAAACGAACCAAGCAACAUGUCAUAUGUCAAAGUUACUGUGGAUAAACUACUCAAAGGCUACGACAUCCGUCUCAGGCCUGACUUUGGAGGUCCUCCGGUUGAUGUCGUUAUGAGUAUCGACAUCGCCAGUAUCGACAUGGUGUCGGAAGUGAACAUGGACUAUACCAUCACCAUGUAUUUCCAGCAGUCUUGGCGUGAUAAGCGCCUGUCUUACACAGGGAUUCCUCUAAAUCUUACCUUGGAUAACCGAGUGGCUGAUCAACUCUGGGUGCCUGAUACUUACUUUAUAAAUGACAAGAAAUCUUUUGUCCAUGGGGUCACAGUGAAGAACCGCAUGAUUCGCCUGCAUCCUGAUGGGACUGUGCUCUACGGCCUCAGGAUAACUACCACAGCUGCUUGUAUGAUGGAUUUGCGCAGAUACCCGCUGGAUGAGCAGAACUGCACGCUGGAGAUUGAAAGUUAUGGCUACACCACAGAUGACAUUGAGUUCUACUGGCAAGGAGGAAGUUCGGUGACGGGGGUGGACAACAUUGAGCUGCCGCAAUUCUCUAUUAUUGAUUAUAAAACACUGUCCACGAAAGCGGUGUUUGCCACAGGGUCAUAUCCUCGUCUUUCUCUCAGUUUUAAACUGAAGAGAAACAUUGGCUAUUUCAUCCUGCAGACCUACAUGCCCUCAACAUUGAUCACCAUCCUGUCCUGGGUUUCUUUCUGGAUCAACUAUGAUGCUUCCGCUGCAAGAGUUGCGCUAGGAAUCACCACCGUUCUGACUAUGACCACAAUCAACACUCAUCUUAGGGAGACUUUACCUAAGAUCCCUUAUGUGAAGGCCAUAGACAUCUAUCUGAUGGGCUGCUUUGUCUUUGUGUUCCUGGCCUUGCUCGAGUAUGCCUUCGUCAACUACAUAUUCUUCGGCCGUGGUCCACACUUACAGAAGAAAGUGGCAGAAAAGGCUGCAAAAAGCAACAAUGAAAAGAUUCGCUUGGAGAGUAACAAAGUUCAGGUUGAUGUCCAUGGAAACAUUCCCCUGACAAACCUUGACCUGCGCCUUAGCGGAGCAGAGAUGUUAGGGGCUCUUGGGGACCCGAGGAACACCAUGUUCUCUUAUGAUAGCGCCAGCAUCCAAUACCGUAAGCCCCUUACAGGUCGGGACCUCUACGGCCGGCCCACUGCCUCUGUCGAGAGGCCAAUGGCACGAAAAAAGAGUCGUCUAAGGAGGCGAGCCGCUCAGCUAAAGGUGAAGAUUCCAGACCUGACAGACGUAAACGCCAUCGACAAGUGGUCACGUGUCAUCUUUCCCAUCACCUACACCUUCUUCAACUUAGUAUACUGGUUGUAUUAUGUCCACUAGGGAGCAGCACUGACUCGACCCAGCCAUUCUCACAUCAGGUCAGGCUCUCUUACCCUCGUGGCUUUGACUGUCAGUCAGACAGGAGGAGGAGGUGCAUUCUGUAGGUAGCAUUUCUCUGUAAAUUAUUAAACUAUAAAGAAUAUAUCAUAUGUUAUAAUUUUUAAAUAAGACUAACUACCCAACUUUUAAAGCUGUUUAAUGUAGAUUGUCACAAAGGUUAGUUUAAAAAUGUCACAGAUUUUUGCACUUUGCUCCUGCAGGAUCAGUUUCACUGACUGCAGAAAGUACAGCUUCACAAUGGAGAGAAAAAGGCUUUUUCGUAGAGACGACUGACCUGCAGCUGUAGACGAGCUUAAAUCUUUAAAACAGCAUUUGGAAGUUGUGUUCAUCAUCCAUCUCGCAUAUAUCGGAGGACUGAAGGUCUUAAAGGGAUGUUCUUGGUUUAUGUGAUAUAAAUUUCAUUACAACAGAAAAUAGUUUUGAAUAAUUAUUUUAUAAUAAAUAAUUGCAAUUUGGAAAAUAAUUACAAGUGACUUUUGUCUGGUACUUUGUGUUCUAAGCAUUUGGGUAUUUUUGUAGAAAACCAAUAGUCAUUUAGUAGAGUGAUUUUUUUUUUCUGUUUGAGGUCAAUAUGACCCUGGCAAAUGCUUAGGAAGAUUAGUGAAGUGUCUAAUACUGUCUGGUAUUCCUGGUAUUAGUAUUUAAAAUGUGGCUACAGUAAGACACUUACAAUGGAAGUACAUGUGCCAGACAACUGAAAUAACAAUACCACCACAAGUUAUUCAUAUUGAUAUGCUCAUGGAUACCUGAACUCGCUGUAGUACUUCAUAGUACUUCACAAGUACAUUUACAUUUACAUUUACAUUUAGUCAUUUUGCAGGCGCUUUUAUCCAAAGCGACAAUUGA